UGACCUGUCGUAGGGCUCAGUCGUUUCUCGUGGCAGCGUGCUCAGGAAUCCUCUGGAUGUCCCUCUUAAUCGCAGCGCGGUUCGUAGUGGAUCAGACGACGUUGGAUGUCAUCUGCAACAUGUCAUCAGAGAAGAAGGACGUCCUGAGAGAGGGGGUUAGGAAAUGCGAGAACAUGAUUCCUCGACAGGUACGGGAAACUGGAGACAAACAUAAGGCUGCUUGCUUGAGAGAGGUCACAGGCGAUGCCCUUGGAAAAGACGUUGAAGAAUACUUCUGCAAGAAGCGGCAUCUCUUCACAAGUUUCAUCAAGUGCAUUGUGGAACACCGCGAAGACCUCAAGAAAAUGUCUGUUCGACUGUUACCAGCAGAGGGCGCAGCCGUGAGGAACGCACAGGAUUGCAUGGAAAUCUUGUGGAACAAUACGCUUGCGUCUUAACAAUGGCAGGAGGAAAAGCUACGACGCACGGAGGCACCCUAGCAUCUUCCGAAAGAGCAGGGAACAGUAACAAAUACGCAGGUUACUGCUGUUAAAAAGUAUUCAGUUUUUCGAUUCUAAGCAAAUAAAGUUGAGCCUGAUGA
Ornithodoros turicata is the source of this 580-nucleotide messenger RNA. RefSeq lists its product as uncharacterized. Bases 57 to 437 code for a protein of 126 amino acids. The record is from RefSeq and is a predicted model, not a curated record. NCBI's taxonomy places the organism in Eukaryota, Metazoa, Arthropoda, Arachnida, Ixodida, Argasidae. The transcript has 6 exons.